Penicillium waksmanii is the source of this 1425-nucleotide messenger RNA. RefSeq names its product RTC4 family protein. Bases 1 to 1425 code for a protein of 474 amino acids. The record is from RefSeq and is a predicted model, not a curated record. The transcript has 2 exons. Lineage: Eukaryota; Fungi; Ascomycota; Eurotiomycetes; Eurotiales; Aspergillaceae.
AUGCCUCAGCAAGAUGCCGCCGCGGAACGCAGCUCCAAGCCCGAGCCUGUCUCCGAAAGCAAAGCGCCUGGACCCGGGACAGAUGAUGAACCACUUAGCUCUGAUGAGGAUGAAUUGCCCGUCGAUUCUGACGAACUCCCGGCGCAUGAGGAUCGGUUCAAGGAAAGGACACUAAUGGAGAAGCUGAAUGCACCCUCGUCCCCCGCACCUGUACGGUCGGGAGCUUUUAGCUCACAGAGUCGAGCUGGAUCGACCAGGAAAAACCCACUGCGGAGGACCUCCAGUAUGAUGGCGGGCGACGACGAUGACCAGGAAGAAAUCUUCUCGUCAUGGCGAUCCUCACAGAACAAGCGACUCAAGACCAAGACGUAUCCGACGACCUCCUUCUCGAAAGUCCCGAGCUCAAGCGCACGCUCUGCUGCUUCCCCGCCUGACAAUCGGUUCAAAGUACCAAGCACGUUUUCGAAGAAAUCACCGAGCGCCGAGGAGAAUGAUACAUCAGAACAGUCAGAAUUGACAGAACUUUCCGAAUCAGAAGCUGAGUCCAAACCGGCUAUGGAAAUCGACCAACCGACUUCUGAUAACGACCAUGUCGCGGUAUCCUCUGACUUUAUUGUACCUCCUCUACACCCCGACUCGAAAUCCUCAUUUGAAACAACACUCUCCAAAGAUAAUGAAGCAAUGGCUCUAGACCCCUCGGGAGGUUCAGGCUCCAGCUCACCACUCAGCUCUGCGCCUUCGGAUUUCAUAGACCUACUCGAGGAUGAAACUAAUAUGAAACCCCCUGCACCACGGAGGUGGUUGUGUCCAAUGUGUAAAGAGGAGGUUGAUCCAGAUCUCCUUAUCCUCUUUGAGUCCCAGCCGAACCAACGUGUUCGCGAUCAACAGCAAUUCUGCACAUCACACAAACAAAAUACGGCCAAAGCGGAAUGGCAAGAACAGGGAUAUCCAGAGAUCAAUUGGGAAACCUUUGAUCAGCGUAUAAAGAAGUUUUUCCCCAAGUUGGAAAAAGUUCUGGCUCCAGAGCACCCGUCUUAUUACCAUAAUAUUCUGUCUACCAUCAUGAAAGAUGGCAAGGCGCAGAACUUCCGCCUUACAAUGGCGGGUGAUGGCAUUGAAACUAUUUCGUGUGGAUAUUAUGGGACGAAAGGAGCCGCGAAAAUGCUACAAGCUGUCGUUGACCGCUUCUCUGCUACUUUGCGUCGCUUAUCUGCCUCGGACAACAUAAUCAAAACGGCGGGUGUAGCUGGCUACGCCCAGUCCGUCCUCGUCCCCGAGCUUGCUCUAUGUCUCGUCAAAGAAGACAUGCGCGUCGAUGAUGAUGCUGCACGCAAAAUCCUGAGGGAUAGCAUUGAUCUGGGCCAGAAGCUCAAUCCUGCAUUGGACGAUGAGGUGCCCGUUCCGGCCGAAGAUGAAAUAUUAUAG